This is a messenger RNA of Cicer arietinum (chickpea), 8687 nucleotides long. RefSeq lists its product as uncharacterized. Lineage: Eukaryota; Viridiplantae; Streptophyta; Magnoliopsida; Fabales; Fabaceae. The record is from RefSeq and is a predicted model, not a curated record. Gene Ontology annotation, cellular component: small-subunit processome; nucleolus; 90S preribosome.
UAUUCAGCCAUAUUUUGCAAAAAACAGAGACUGAAGAAAACACAGAGACACAGAAGAGAAAGCUUUAACCGUAACUUCAAACCGGAAGCGACAACAAGGGACGAAGAAGAGUGAACGAGGGAAAUUAGGGUUUUCUGACGAGUUUGCCCCUUCUGCAGCAACCGCAACUGCAGCACUCGUUCUUCUUCCAACAUGGCGACGCCGUCGCAUGCUCAAGCUGUAAAGUCUCUCAACAAAUCCCCUGGUGGCCGCCGUUUUGUCUUUAAGACAUUCUCUGAGAGACUAGACGAUGUUGAUAUCAAUGUGUAUAGAAGUCUUGAACAAGUCGCAGAGCUGCCAUCUGAAGGUUCCACUUUUUUCAAAGACUGCCUUGUAGAAUGGAGGGAAUUGAAUACGGCAGAAGAUUUCAUCUCAUUGUAUGAAGAAGUUAUUCCUUAUACGCAAACAUUGCCCCUGGUGCUGUUGCACAAGGAGUCUUUGAUCUCAAAGCUUCUUUCUAGGUUGCAUAUAAAAGCAAGGCUAUCCCUUGAACCAGUUCUCAGGUUAAUCACGGCUUUAUCUAGAGAUCUCGUAGAUGAAUUUGUUCCGUUAUUUCCAAGGAUUGUUGAUUCUUUAGCAUCUCUUCUAGAAAGUGGUGCUGAUAGGGAGCCAGAUAUAAUUGAGCAGAUCUUCACGUCAUGGUCAUAUAUUAUGAUGUAUCUUCAGAAAUAUCUAAUACUCAACACAUCAGAAGUGCUUAAGGUCACAUCAAAAUUGAGGUAUUAUCCAAAAGAAUAUGUUCAACAAUUCAUGGCAGAGGCAAUGUCAUUUGUCUUGAGAAAUGCCCCAGAUGAGCAGCUCAAAAGAGGAAUUAGAAGAGUCAUUGCCGAGGUAGUGAAGAAGCCAUCUCCAUGCCGAUGUUUUGGUGUUGAAUUAUUGCUUUAUAAUAUUAUGAAAGGUUACUCAUCAAGGUUCCAUUCAAAAGCAGAACGAGUGUUACAAUUGUUGACUAGCGAAACAAUUUAUACUAUUGGUGAUCAAGCUGACCAAGAGUCAACCAUGUUGAUCAUCGUAAAGUCUGUGUUUAAGAAAUUAUGCGAGACAAUGGAACCCAAUGAGCUGAGUUUGGUAUGGAGUUGCUUAUAUAAGGAAGUGCGUGAAUGUGUUAGUACUGGAAACAUCAGGCAUUUAAGACACAUUUUAUUAGUGCUUGUCUCUGCUGUUAAGGUGCAAAAAGGGAAAAAGGUGUCUGAUUAUAAGCCUACGCUUGAACUAGUCUUCCUGCUUAUGCGAUCAUAUAUCACACCUUUGGGAGUUUCUGAGUCACAAGAAGAUAUAUGUUCAGUUGUUGACAUAAUUUUGAAAUUAAUGCUGGCUACUCUCGAUGGGCUCUGUAGUUACAGUCAGUCAAUGAUAUCAGAGUGUGCUACCCAGUGGGCUCCAGUUUUUAAAUUGCGAAGCUCAAGUUUACUACGUUUCAUUGAAAAACUGCUACAGAAGGAUCUCUGUUUACUUGCUUUCAGAAGUAAUGUUAUAAGUGCAAUAAACGAGUUAAUGGAGAUUUCCGAGGAAGAGGUCAUACAGUUAUUGCAAUCCUUCUCUGAGAAAGUUCAAUUAGAUAUACGAAAAUCAGACUUUGUAGACAGAGAAAGUGCAGAAGCUUUAACUAGGAUAUGCCAUCGUUUGCAAGGAACUAUCCGUUCUUGGAUCGAAAAAGUAAAUGAUAUUGCACAUUCGGACGUUUCAUUUGAAGCUGAUGAAAGAAAGGUGGCACUGCUGUGGGGAGUUGUGAAUUGCUAUUCUCACAUGUCUAUCGUUGACGCUGAUCCAUCAUUGUUGGUGCAUCUUGUGGAUGCGGUAGAUCAGCUUCUGACUGUUAAAGCUGACCACAUUGAAGAUACGUAUAAAAAAGCAUGGGAAAGCAUUAUAGGUGCUUCACUAGGUUCUUACAACAGAUUGUGCAAUGACAGUGAUCUCAAAGUUGAUGUAGCAGAAAAGUUUUUAAGUUGUGCAAAACGAUAUAAGUCAUCUUUGCCAGUAUUGUCGGCUGUUGCUGGUUAUUUGGAAUGCAAGUAUGGUUCUUCUUUGGAAGACACUGGGCGUAGAGUGUAUCAUCCAGAACUUAGCGAAAGGACUGCAGAGGCAGUGACAACAUUUUUGGAUAAUUUGUGCCAUUCAGACAAGGAGGUUCGCAUUUCAACUCUUAAAAUACUUUGUCACUACAAGCCAUUGGGUGAGGAAAAUUCUUCGGUGGAUCAGUCAGCUGCAAAGAAAAGGAAAAUUGAAGUUUCUCCAACUUCAAUCUUGGAUAUACCAGGAAAUAAUCCUCUGCUGGUUCUCCUGUCUAUUGAAACAACUGUUGUAUCAAUUUCUACAAGCAGAAGCAUUCAACGAUUGGUUUCCAAGAUUCAGAUGGACUUAUCUGCUGGAAGGAUCACUGACGUUUAUGCACCUCUUUUUUUGAAUGCGCUAUUUGGCAUCUUGAAUAACCGAUUUAGCUACCUCUGGAAUCCUGUAUUAGAAUGCAUUUCUGUCUUGGUUAGCAUACAUUUUUCACUUGUGUGGGAUAUCUUUAUUAAUUAUCUGGAAAGGUGUCAAGCAAUAAGAGAGACCUCUAGCAACAUUCAUGGUAGUGCCAAUGGUGCGUCAGUUGAUCAGCAAACUGGUUUACUUGGUUGUUUCAAAUUAUUUGUCUAUCAUGAAUUUGAUAGCACACCAUCUGUAACAAUAUUGACAUUACUGCUGCAAGCUUUACAAAAAAUUCCAACUGUUAUUGAACCUCGCUCUCGGCAAUUCAUUCCUCUUUUUUUGAAGUUCUUAGGAUACAACACUCUUGAUCUUGCUAGUGUGGGAUUGUUUGAUUCUCAUGCUUGUAAAGGAAAAGAGUGGAAGACCAUCUUGAAAGAAUGGCUCAACUUGUUGAAACUUAUGAAAAAUCCCAAGUCAUUUUACUUCAACCAGUUUCUUAAGGAGGUUCUGCAGAAUAGGCUUAUUGAAGAAGACGACCCUGAAAUACAGUUUAAAGUUCUGGAUUGUCUAUUAUUAUGGAAAGAUGAUUACUUUUUACCAUACACCGAGCAUCUGAGAAACUUGAUUAGUUCCAAAAUUACAAGGGAGGAACUAACAACAUGGAGUUUAUCCAGAGAAUCUAAAAUGAUUGAAGAAUGUCACCGAGCUUAUCUUGUGCCAUUGGUUAUCCGUCUUUUGAUGCCAAAAGUAAGAAAGUUGAAAGGACUUGCAUCAAGAAAGAAAGCAAGCAUUUGUCACCGGAAGGCUAUUCUGAGUUUCAUUGCUGGACUUGAUAUCAUUGAGCUGCCACUUUUCUUUGCAUUACUGAUUAAACCCUUGCAAAUAGUAAAGAAAACUGAUGAGCCUGCUAACUUGUUUUGGACUUUACCUAUUGGUUGCACCAGUGAAUUUCAAGCAUCUUCUUUGUUAGAAUAUUUUACUUCAGAUAAUAUAGCAACCCUAUCCUGGAAAAAGAAAUAUGGCUUCUUGCAUGUCAUUGACGAUAUUGUUGGAGUUUUUGAUGAAUUGCAUAUUAGACCUUUUAUAGAUCUACUGGUGGGGUGUGUUGUUCGGGUGUUGGAGAGUUGCACAUCAGGUCUUGACAAUGUAAAAUUGAAUGGGCUUCCUUCGGAACAACACAAUUCUAGUACCAGCUCAAACUCUCUCGGUGAGGACAGUGUUCCAGCAAAUCAAAUCCUGAUUGGCAAUACUUCAAAGCAGCUCAAGGACAUGAGAUCUCUGUGCCUGAAAAUUGUUUCCCUUGUUGUCAAUAAGUAUGAGGAUCAUGAAUUUGGUUCUGAUUUGUGGGACAGAUUCUUUUCCUCAGUGAAACCACUGGUUGAUAAAUUUAAACAGGAAGCUGCUAGUAGUGAGAAACCAAGUUCACUGCUGUCUUGUUUUCUGGCCAUGAGUGCAAACCAUAAGCUUGUAGCACUAUUGUGCAGGGAGGAAAGUCUCAUACCUGAUAUAUUUUCCAUUGUUUCCGUUAAUUCAGCUUCUGAAGCUAUCGUAUAUUGUGUUCUAAAGUUUGUUGAAAACUUGUUAAGCCUUGACAAUCAGUUGGAUUAUGAAGACAGCUCUGUCCAUAGAGUUUUACUUUCAAAUAUUGAAGUUCUUAUGGACAGCAUUUGGUGUUUAUUUGGGAGUGAUAAUGCAGCCAAGAGAAAGCUGAUCAAAUCUCCUGGGGAGACAGUAAUAAGAAUUUUCAAAUUUUUACCAAAGUACAUCAAGGAGGCAGAGUUGGCAAAUCGAUUUGUGGGCAUACUGCUUCUGUUCUUGGAAAAGAAAACACAAAGUUCUGAUGUCUAUAUUGAAGUUCUGCAAGUCAUUCAAAAUAUCAUACCGAUAUUAGGAAAUGGAAGCACCGCUAAGAUUUUGGGUGCUAUUUCUCCUUUAUAUAUUUCGGCUGAGUUGGAUGGGCGUUUGAGGAUAUGUGAUCUUCUUGAUGUUCUUGUAGUAUCUGAUGCAUCUGUACUCCCAGUGGCUAAACUUCUUCGUCAGCUGAAUACAACAUCUACUUUGGGUUGGCUUGAUCAUGAUGCUAUUUUGAAUGCUUACAAAGUCAUCAAUGCUGAUUUCUUCAGAAAUGUUCAAGUGGAACAUGCAUUACUUAUUUUAUCACACUGUGUGCAUGACAUGUCCUCAGAAGAAACAACUUUUGUCUGUAGUGCACAGAGUUCAUUGCUAUCUUUUGUUGAUUUUUCUGCACUCAUCCUUUGUCAAGAAGGAAACAGUGAACAAGAGUUGUCUGUAAUGCAAAACACUGAUGGUUGUUGGACAAAAUCAUGCAUCCAGCGUAUAACAAAGAAAUUUCUCUUGAAGCAUAUGGUUGAUGCCAUGGAUGGGCCACUUGCUAUUACAAAGGGAUGGAUGAAGUUGUUAAGUCUAAUGGCUUUGAAGCUUCCAGAUGUGUCAAACCUUAAAUCACUUACAGUCUUGUGCAACGAAGAGGGUGAAACAAUUUUUUUUGACGAUAUAGCUGAUUCAGUGAUCCGUAAGAGGGUGAAGGCACUGUCGGUGUUUAGAAAUGUUAUCAGUACGAACAAAUUAUCAGAGUUCAUCACUGAAAAAGUGUUUAUGCGGCUCUUCUUCAACAUGUUGUUUGAUGAGAAAGAGGCCAAGGUUGACCAUUUGAAAAAUGCAUGUAUCGAGACCAUUGCUUCUGUAGCUGGUCAGAUGGGAUGGAAGUCAUACUAUGCACUAUUGAACAAAUGUUUUCAGGGAGCAUCCAAGGGUCUAGACAAGCAAAAACUCUUUAUACGUCUAAUCUGCUCUAUUUUGGAUAAAUUUCACUUUUCAGAACUUUCUCAUGGUGAAGAAUCUAAGGAAUCGUUGAUUGGUGUUUCUGAUAUGGGGUUAACUGACACUGUUUCUUCAGUUAUUUUAGGCAAAGCUGAUGCUUCUGAUGUGAACACAGAUAUACAAACGUGUCUCUAUAAAGUUGUGCUUCCAAAGAUACAAAAGCUGCUAGAUUCUGAUUCGGAAAAAGUCAAUGUAAAUAUCAGUCUGGCUGCAUUGAAACUACUCAAGUUACUUUCAGGUGAUGUGAUGGACACAUAUCUUCCAACUAUUGUUCAUCGAAUUUCGAACUUCUUAAAGAGUCAUCUAGAAAGCAUUCGCGAUGAAGCUAGGUCUGCUUUGGCUACUUGUUUGAAAGAACUUGGACUGGAGUACUUGCAAUUCAUUGUCAAGGUUUUGCGAUCAACUUUAAAGCGAGGAUAUGAACUUCAUGUCCUAGGAUACACACUUAAUAUUAUUUUGUCCAAGAGUCUUUCAAGUCCAGUUAGUGGAAAGAUAGAUUACUGUUUGGGGGAUCUCCUUUCUGUGAUAGAGAAUGACAUUCUCGGAGAUGUUGCUGAACAAAAGGAGGUGGAAAAGAUAGCUUCAAAAAUGAAAGAAACAAGGAGAAAAAAGUCAUUUGAAACUUUGAAAUUGGUGGCCCAAAACGUAACAUUUAAAAGCCAUGCACUAAAGCUGCUUGCACCAGUGACUGCUCAUUUGCAGAAGCAUGUCACACAAAAUGUAAAAGGAAAAUUGGAAAAUAUGUUGCACAGUAUAGCUGCUGGUAUUGAAAGCAAUCCAUCGGUAGAUCAGAGUGAUCUAUUUGUCUUUAUUUAUGGUGUUAUUGAGGGUGGCUUAAAAAAUGAAAUUGGCUGGCAUGAGAUUAAGUUGAUAAAAUCGAAAGAUAAGGAUAGCCGUAGUAAUGCUAAAAGAAUUUUUUCAGGUCGUGGAGUUGCUAGUGGCUUAUUAUGCUCACACCUUAUAACAGUGUUUGGUAUCAGAAUAUUGUUUAAACGUUUGAAGGGUAUGAAACAGGGUGUAAAAGAUGAAUAUACUUUAUCCCUAUUAGAUCCUUUUGUCAAGCUACUAAGUGAUGGUUUAUGCUCUAAGUAUGAGGAUAUAUUGUCUGCUUCCCUUGGAUGCCUUACUGUACUAGUAAAGUUGCCUUUGCCAUCCCUUCAAUUACACGCUGAGAGAAUAAAGUCUGCUGUAUUUGAUAUUGCCCAGAGUUCAGUGAAUGCUAGUAGUCCUUUAAUGCAGUCAUGUUUGACAUUGCUGACAAUGCUUUUGAGGAACACCGAAAUUUCUCUCACUCCAGACCAAAUACAUUUACUAAUUCAGCUUCCAAUAUUUCUGGACCUUGAAAGGAAUCCAUCUUUGGUGGCACUAUCACUUCUAAAGGGUAUUGUCAACCGCAAGCUUGUUGUACCUGAAAUUUAUGAUAUUGUUACUAGGGUUGCUGAAUUGAUGGUGACAAGUCAAAUGGAUUCAAUUCGCAAGAAAUGCAGUAAAAUUUUGUUGCAAUUUUUGCUUGAUUAUCAACUUUCAGCAAAGCGCUUGCAACAACAUCUGGACUUCCUGCUCUCGAAUUUGAGGUAUGAACAUGCGACUGGGCGGGAAUCUGUUCUUGAAAUGAUUUAUGCUAUUAUCGUCAAAUUUCCUGAAAAGACAUUGAAUGAGCAAUCACAGACAUUUUUUGUCCAUCUGGUUGCUUGCUUGGCAAAUGAUAAUGAUGAUAAUAAUCGUUCCAUGAGUGGGAUUGCUAUAACGAAACUCAUUGGUUCUGUUAGUCCCAGUGCACUUAAUUCUAUUCUUAAAUAUACUCUUUCUUGGUAUUUGGGUGACAAGCAGCAACUAUGGGGUGCUGCCGCACAGGUUUUGGGGUUGCUGAUUGAGGUAAUAAAGAAAGGGUUUCUUAACCAUGUAGACUCUGUCUUGCCGGUGACUCGUCGCAUUUUGCAGUCUACUAUACUUGCAGUCAUAAACAGGCAAGAGAGCUUUGAGUCUGAGUCCAUCCUUCCCCUUUGGAAGGAAGCAUACUAUUCUCUUGUUAUGCUAGAGAAGAUGAUUAAUCAGUUCCAUGACUUAUGCUUUGCAAAGGAUCUGGAGGAUAUAUGGGAAGCAAUAUGUGAGAUGUUAUUGCACCCACACUCAUCGCUACGCAACAAAUCGGGUCAGCUCAUAGCUCUAUACUUUGCACGUGUAAAAGAGGCUAUCAAAGAAAAUCAUCAAAGCUCCUUAAAUAGUUAUUUUUUAAUGAGUCCUAGUCGACUAUAUCUAAUAGCUACUUCUCUUUGCUGCCAACUGAAUAUGACACUCAAAGCUGAUGCUGGAAGCAACCUGAUAACUCAGAAUAUUGUCUUUGCUAUUUGUGGUGUCCAUUCUAUAAUGGGGCAAACUGCUUGCAUAGAUCCCCCUGCAUUUUGGUCUACUCUUGAGCAACAUGAGAAGGAUAAGUUUCUCAAAGCUUUUGAUUUAAUUAAUGCAAGAAAAGGAAGAACCAUGUUCAUGUCCUCUUCUGUAUAUGAGGACAGCAGUGAACUUAAUGUUAAGAACACCCAAUAUAUACUUGUCUCCUUAUUGCUCAAGAAAAUGGGCAAAAUUGUCCUUCAAAGUGAUGGUGUUCAGAUGGGAAUAGUCUUCAACAGUUUUGGGAUAAUUAUGGCACAGAUACAGAUGAGUAAGGAUGACUGCCUACUGCAUUAUGCACGUGUGGUCCUAUUACCUCUGUAUAAAGUUUGUGAAGGAUUUGCUGGAAAAGAGAUAGCUGAUAAUCUGAAAAAGUCAGCAGAUGAGACGUGUAGAAAAAUAGAGAAUAUUCUGGGCACUCAAAACUUUGUGGAAGUUUAUAAUCUUAUCCGGAAGAACAUGAGCUUGAAAAGAAAUAAGAGAAAACAUGAUGAAAAGCUCAUGGCUGUUAUCAAUCCGAUGCGAAAUGCCAAAAGGAAAAUGAGAAUUUCUGCCAAGAAUAGUGCCAACAAAAAGAGAAAAAUUACAACUUUAAAAAUGGGGAGAUGGACGCGAUGAUUGAAAGGUCCAUAUGUAUGUAUAUGUAUGCAUCUAACUAGCCUGGAGCUUUUAGUGCCUGUGUCAAGGUUUUGGAACAUGAACUUGCAUACACGCCUGAUGCUGUUCAUUAUAAUGAAGGAUGUCAAACUUUAGAGUAUGCAGUGCUUUCCACUUGUUUGAAGAAAAACUAGUGGAUUUUGAGUUUUUGAGAGAUCGCCAUCAAAUUGGUGUAAUAUUAGUAUGUCUUAGGAGUUAUAGGACAGACAUGACUAGUACGUUUUAUUUUAUUUAUUUAUUGAUUAAUUUUUACUUACUAGAUGCUUAUUUACAUUUUUUAAAAAUAAUUAGUAUAUGUAUACAUUGACUUGAAUACGGAAAAAGGAAAUACUAUAAAAUUUAGGAGCGCUAAA